Molecule: messenger RNA, 1662 nt
Organism: Canariomyces notabilis
Lineage: Eukaryota; Fungi; Ascomycota; Sordariomycetes; Sordariales; Chaetomiaceae
Exons: 6
Coding region: 1-1662 (553 amino acids)
Source: RefSeq, a predicted model, not a curated record
AUGGUCAACCCAGUAUUGUCACUUUCGCAUGACAAUACGAAUGCCCUUGCGCAGGAUCAGUUCCCUGAGCUAACUCGACCGUACGUUCGGGUCAUCCAGCGGCCAGAAAACGAAGACUGGAUCAAGAAUGAGCAUUCUGAUCAGUCGGAUUGCGAUGAACAGGUGGUUGUACCGGCUGAGACUGACUUGAGCGGUCCUUUUGUCGAUGUUGCGCAAGAGCUGGUGAAUUCGUCGGAUAGCGAAGGGGGACGUGACCGAAAGAAGCGCGGCCGGUUUGAUGAGGGGCUGCGGAAGCAGACUUCUAACACCCGAAGCAUGGGCGCCUGCUUGCGGUGUCAUAAUCAACGUGUUCGUUGUGUACCCAACAAGCUCGACAGCAAAAGCCCGUUCGCGCCUUGCGAGACCUGUCUUAGUGUACAUCGAGACUCAAAGAAGACGAUCCACAACCUACCGUGUUUUCGAUUCAAGGUCACGUCCAUGACGGUCUUCCGGGCCGGUGGCCUGGGACUCACGCAGCGUUUUGACCACACCAAAGUAACGGAUGUUACCGAGUAUCCUGAUAGCACCAUCUAUGAGAUUCUGAUGGACCAAGGCCUUUGCAAGAGCCCGGUGCGGCUACGUGUCCGGCGGUUCCUCGAAAGGGAUGGCGACAUAUCGAAUCGGCAAUACAUGGACAACGGGGCGCUUAAGACCCAAGAAAUCAAGGCCUUUUGUCUUGUUGACGCCGAGAAGACUGCUAAGACUUUCAAAGAGUAUAUCUACCACAACGCUCUUGAUGGUCUUGCGGAAGCAGUCAAGGACUCGGACGGCAUGAUCAGACAGACCUUUGCCAUGAUUGCCAAACACUGUAGCUCGUUACCUGAACCAGUCAAGUUGGAGGGCGCCGAGUCACGAAAGGAGGCCAGGAAGAACCCGGAUCAGAAGGAGUUCUUGGAGAAGGCUGUUAUCCUAUGGUUUGCUAUACGACACGGGACAUAUUCGGCAUGGCUUUGUGGUGACGAACUCUUGGGGAUGGCUCCAGAGACUAACCCCAACGCUCCAAACUAUGGCCAUGUGUCGGUGCCCAGGAUGAUUGUUGCGCAAUUCGACAGCAUCCGACACGAGCGUAUCUACAAAAAGCUCGCACCCCAAGUCCUUCGGACCCUUGAGACGUUCCUUACAUCGUGCAACAAGGAGGCCUGGUUCACCGUUUUCCUCGCGACCUUCUUGCUACUCCAUCAGGUGGCCUGCACUUGUGCGGACCGGUACCGUUGUACCAAGAGAAAUGCCCCGAAAGGGGGUCCGGAAUCACGCUACGGGGAGAUCGAUCAUCCGCUCACCCGCCUAGUUGAGGAAGUACAGCAUAGUGCCGUGAUGUUGCUCGCCCACUGGCAAUACUUCAAGCGGUGUGAUCUCAUGAACUUCAACUGGAAUGACGUGGGAGAUUCGGCCUUGAUGUUCCUCGAGCCAUAUCAGCUCAAGUUCGUGAAAGACAUGGUUGCCCACGUCAAGAAGAAAUGUAAGCUGGAGACGAUCCCGAAGACACCAGCGGAGGGUUGCUGGGAGCAUGAAUACUUCUGGAUCUCCCAGAUGUUUCUCUCGGAGCCUUCGAAAUCAUCUGACUGGACACCUCCCGAAACAUUUUCAAGGGAGAAGCCCAGUGUCGGCAGAGAGACGAUAUAA